AUGGUGAGCAGUCUAUUCAAUGGGGGAAGAGGGCUCAGACAGGGAGACCCCAUCUCCCCUCUUAUUUUUGUGCUUUGUAUGGAGUACCUCUCCAGGCUUAUGAGCAAGUACACAAAAGAAGGUUCUGUGUGCAAAUUUCAUAGUGGUUGUAAGAUCUUGAAACUGAGUCAUUUAGCUUUUGCUGAUGACCUGUUCAUUUUUAGUGAUGGGGAUAGUGAGUCUAUAAGCAUCAUCAACAAGGUCUUAGGAGACUUUACUAGGUGUUCUGGCCUCAAACCAAACAACUGUAAGAGUUCUAUUUUCUUUUGUGGUUCUACUGCUGAUGAGAAAAAAAAGAGAUUAAAGAGAUUUUGCGCUUCCAGAAGGGUUUUCUUCCCAUCAUCUACUUGGGGCAUGCUCCAAUUAGUUAGUUCAGUCCUUCUCAAUAUGCAUAUAUACUGGUGCACAACAUUCAUCCUUUCUUCUGCUGUGAUCAAAGGUGUUGAAAGUUUGUGCAAGAAUUUCUUAUGGCAUGGGUGCAAUAACAAUAAGAAUGGUAGCUUUGUCAGUUGGGCUAAAGUCUGUAUGCCUAAGUUUUGUGGAGGUCUAGGUAUUAAAUCUGUCUAUAAUUGGAACAUUGCAGCCAGCACUAAGAAUAUUUGGGAUAUUAUCUCCUUAAAGCCUACUAUAUGGGCCAUAUGGGUUAGUGUUAACAAGCUCAAAAACCUGAGUUUUUGGAUUAGACCUGCUGUUGUUGAGUACAUUAAGUACAAACUUGGGGAUGAUUCAGAAGUAGCAAAAGUUAGUAGAGUUAACAGCUUGUGGAGGAAUAAUGAAUGGGUGUUCCCUGAUUUGAUUGAUGAAUGUACUCUGAACAUUUGGGAUUAUGUAAGAAAUAAUUUUCAGGUGCAGCUGAGUGUUAAAGAUAAAGUCCCUUGCCAUUCUUCCCAUGGCUCCUUUUCUAUCAACAACUGCUGGAAAUUCUUAAAGUCAGUUGAUAGUCCAAUUCCUUGGACUAAGAUUGUGUGGUUCACUGUGGAGACAAUUGAUCAUUUGUUCUUUGAAUGUAACUUCUCAAAAGAUGUUUGGAGCUGGCUUCUUGCUGAAAUGAACAUUUUUAGAAGCCCUUUGAGAUGGAGGAGGGAAGUCAGUUUCUUUGUGAGAAUAUCCAAGGGGAAAUCUACCAUGGCUAAGGUCAGCAAUCUUACCUUUUGUGCAGCCAUUUACCAUAUAUGGAGGGCUAAAAAUGACUCCAUUUUUAACCAUACCAAACCUUCUUGUGUCCAAGUGUGGAAGAAAAUCAAAAAAGAUGUAGCUGUGAAGUGUAGCACAGGUUAA
Mercurialis annua (annual mercury) is the source of this 1317-nucleotide messenger RNA. RefSeq lists its product as uncharacterized. Bases 1 to 1317 code for a protein of 438 amino acids. The record is from RefSeq and is a predicted model, not a curated record. The transcript has 5 exons. Lineage: Eukaryota; Viridiplantae; Streptophyta; Magnoliopsida; Malpighiales; Euphorbiaceae.